GGGCCGCGGCCACUGCGUCAGUCCCAGCCUCGGCUGCGGGAGUCGAGUCGUCUUCGCCGCCGCCCCCAGCGGACGGGGCGGGGAUCUCGGUGCCAGGGCUCCGUCAGCCCGCCCCCGCCUCAGUCACCCGUCCGGGGCUCGGCCGGGCCGUCAUGGAGCGGGGCGGAACCGUGGCGCCCGUCGUGUGAGGUGCGCCGCCUCGGCUCGCCGUGGCCUCCGGAUCCACCGCUGCCCCUCGCCCUAGGCAGCCGAUCGCCGCCUCCUGGGCGGGCCCGAAUGCGCGUCCGGUGAAGGUGCAGGCCGGGCGCCACCGCCACCGCCGCCGCCGCGGCCGGGAAAUGGUUCGGGCCUAGCGGAGCGGGGACUGGAGGGAAUCUAGAACAACAGCAGAGCUGAGGUCACACUGCCAUAAGGAUGGACAUCAAAGGAGCUGUGUUUGGGACAAAAAGAAAUCAAGAUAAGCAACAUGAACCGUGAAGACCGGAAUGUGCUGCGCAUGAAAGAAAGGGAAAGGCGGAAUCAGGAAAUUCAGCAGGGUGAAGACGCCUUCCCACCUAGUUCUCCUCUCUUUGCUGAGCCGUACAAAGUAACUAGCAAAGAAGAUAAGUUAUCAAGUCGGAUUCAGAGCAUGCUUGGCAACUACGAUGAGAUGAAGGAUUACAUAGGAGACAGAGCUAUACCAAAGCUUGUUGCAAUUCCCAAGCCUGCAGUACCAACGACCACAGACGAGAAAGCAAACCCAAAUUUUUUUGAACAGAGACAUGGAGGAUCUCAUCAGAGUAGCAAAUGGACUCCUGUAGGACCUGCCCCCAGCACCUCUCAGUCUCAGAAACGCUCCUCUGGCUUGCAGAGUGGACACAGUAGCCAGCGGAGCAGUGCAGGUGGGAGUGGUGCUAGUAGUAGUGGCCAGAGGCAUGACCGUGACUCCUACAGCAGUAGCAGGAAAAAAGGCCAGCACGGGUCAGAGCACUCCAAAUCCCGAUCCUCCAGCCCUGGAAAACCCCAGGCUGUUUCUUCAUUAAGUUCUAGUCAUUCCAGGUCUCAUGGGAAUGAUCACCAUAGCAAGGAACAUCAGCGCUCCAGAUCACCUCGGGACCCUGAUGCCAACUGGGAUUCUCCUUCUCGAGCACCUUUUUCAAGUGGGCAACAUUCAAGUCAGUCGUUCCCACCUUCUUUGAUGUCAAAAUCUAGUUCAAUGUUACAGAAACCCACUGCCUAUGUCCGGCCCAUGGAUGGACAGGAAUCUGUGGAAGCAAAGCUGUCCUCUGAGCACUCCAGCAGCCAGUCUCAUGGUAACAACAUGACUGAACUGAAGUCCAGCAGCAAGGCACACCUCACCAAGCUGAAGAUUCCUUCUCGACCUCUGGAUGCAUCAGUUUCUGGUGAUGUAAGCUGUGUGGAUGAAAUACUUAAAGAGAUGACGCAUUCAUGGCCUCCCCCUCUAACGGCUAUUCACACACCAUGCAAAACAGAGCCUUCCAAAUUCCCUUUUCCAACUAAGGAGUCUCAACAGUCUAACUUUGGCCCUGGAGAACAAAAAAGGUACAGUACUUCUGCUAAAACGUCAAAUGGACACCAGUCAAAAUCUAUGUUAAAAGAUGACUUAAAACUAAGCAGCAGUGAAGACAGUGAUGGGGAACAGGAUUGUGAUAAGACGAUGCCACGGAGUACACCAGGAAGUAACUCUGAACCUUCACACCAUAAUAGUGAGGGAGCAGAUAACUCCAGGGAUGACUCCAGCAGCCACAGUGGAUCUGAGAGCAGCUCUGGGUCUGACUCAGAGAGCGAGAGCAGUUCCAGUGACAGUGAGGCGAAUGAGCCGUCCCAGAGCGCAUCUCCUGAGCCUGAGCCACCACCCACAAACAAGUGGCAACUUGAUAACUGGCUGAACAAAGUGAACCCACAUAAAGUCUCCCCAGCUUCCUCUGUGGACAGCAACAUCCCAUCGGCUCAAGCCUACAAGAAAGAAGGCCGGGAGCCAGGCGCUGCCAGUAACUACACGGAGCCGGGGGCCCCGAAAGAAGCGAGCUCUGCUACCCCAGGGCGAGACUCUAAAACCAUCCAAAAGGGGUCAGAGAGUGGCCGUGGGAGGCAGAAAUCUCCUGCUCAGGGCGACAGCACCACACAGAGGAGGACGGUAGGCAAAAAACAACCCAAAAAACCUGAGAAGUCAGCUGCUGAGGAGCCCCGAGGAGGCCUGAAGAUAGAAAGUGAGACCCCCGUGGACAUGGCUGCCAGCAUGCCCUCCAGCAGGCACAAAGCAGCCACCAAGGGCUCAAGGAAGCCCAACAUCAAAAAGGAGUCGAAAUCUUCCCCUAGACCUACAGCAGAGAAAAAGAAAUACAAGUCAGCAAGUAAAUCCUCCCAGAAAUCUCGGGAAAUCAUAGAAACAGAUACCUCGUCCUCAGAUUCAGAAGAGAGUGAGAGCCUUCCUCCCUCCUCACAGACUCCUAAGUACCCUGAAAGCAAUAGGACUCCUGUCAAACCCUCCUCGGUGGAGGAAGAAGAUAGCUUUUUCCGGCAACGAAUGUUCUCUCCCAUGGAAGAGAAGGAGCUUCUUUCCCCACUCAGUGAGCCCGAUGACAGGUAUCCACUCAUUGUGAAGAUUGACCUGAAUCUUUUGACUAGAAUACCCGGGAAGCCUUACAAAGAAACAGAGCCACCCAAGGGGGAAAAGAAAAAUGUUCCAGAAAAACACUCGAGAGAGGUGCAGAAGCAAGCCUCAGAAAAGGCUUCCAACAAAGGCAAGAGGAAACACAAGAAUGACGAUGAUAACCGAGCCAGUGAGAGCAAAAAACCCAAAACGGAGGACAAGAGCUCAUCAGGCCACAAACCAUCCAGCAACAGAGAGUCAUCUAAGCAGAGUAGUACGAAAGAAAAGGACUUGCUGCCUUCACCAGCUGGGCCCGCUCCUUCAAAAGAUUCAAAAACAGAGCAUGGCUCUCGGAAGAGGACUGUCAGUCAGUCAUCAUCCUUAAAGUCCAGCGGUACCAGCAACAAAGAGAACAGUAGCGGCAGCAAGAACAGCUCCUCCUCUGCGGCAAAGCCGAAGAGGGCUGAAGGGAAGGCCUCCAGCAGCACCAGAGAGGCCAAGGAGAAGGCUCCAAAUAGCUCCUCUAAUUGUCCUCCAUCUACACCAACUCCUGAGUCUUCAAAACCUCGGAGAACAAAGCUUGCCUUUGAUGACAGAAAUUAUUCAGCAGACCAUUAUUUACAAGAAGCAAAAAAACUCAAACACAAUGCAGAUGCUUUGUCUGAUAGGUUUGAGAAAGCCGUUUUCUACCUUGAUGCUGUAGUGUCUUUCAUUGAGUGUGGGAAUGCAUUAGAGAAGAACGCCCAGGAGUCCAAGUCCCCAUUCCCUAUGUACUCAGACACAGUGGAGCUCAUUAAAUACACUAUGAAACUAAAGAAUUAUUUGGCACCAGAUGCUACAGCUGCAGACAAGAGACUCACAGUACUUUGCCUGAGAUGCCAGUCAUUGUUGUACCUGAGGCUCUUCAAGCUGAAGAAGGAGAACGCUCUGAAGUACUCCAAGACACUGACUGAGCACCUAAAGAAUUCUUACAGCAAUUCUCAAGCACCUUCGCCUGGCUUGGGGAGCAAAGCUGUUGGGAUGCCCUCCCCUGUUUCUCCAAAACUGUCACCAGGCAAUUCUGGAAGUUACUCAUCUGGUGGAAGUAGUGCCUCAGCAAGUGGUUCUUCAGUGACCAUUCCACAGAAAAUCCACCAGAUGGCAGCAAGCUACGUCCAGGUUACAUCCAACUUCCUCUAUGCCACAGAAAUUUGGGACCAAGCUGAACAGCUUUCCAAAGAACAAAAAGAAUUCUUUGCUGAACUGGACAAAGUGAUGGGCCCUCUCAUCUUUAAUGCAAGCAUCAUGACAGAUCUGGCUCGUUACACCCGGCAGGGACUGCAUUGGCUUCGGCAGGAUGCCAAGCUGAUAUCUUGAACUGAACAUACUCUCGUUGCCUCUGAUUUUUUUCCACAACACUGUGUCACAUCACAAAGGAAAACUGCCAUAACACACCACCUAGUCGACACUAAGAAUGAGGAAUGGUUUUCUCCUCUUUGGUUUAUGUUAUUGUUUCUAUAACCCAAAGCUAUCAUAUCAAUUGACCCUUUGAAUAUUUCCAAUGUGACAAUUAUUUAAAUGCUUCUAAACCUGCAGUACAUCAGCAAGAUGGUUUUAGUAAUUGGAAUUCCACUUGCAAUUCAUAAAUAAUCAAGUAAAAUUCUAUUUAUUUUCAUUUUAUUCAAGUUCCCAGAUUGGAGCUUGUUUAAAGCUUAGUAUUUCUGCCUAUAAAUUUAUUCUGUUGAAUAUUUAGCAUAAAUUUAAUGUAGGCAUUUUAUUUAUAUAUUUUGGGAGCUGUGUUACUUAAUGUCUUCUAAGAUAAGAGUUCGCUUGUCCAAGACAGGACUUGUUUCUUUCUACAGUUACUCACCUAUGUUCUUUCAAGUCUUACUACAGUUUUAUUAUUGUAGGAUUUUUGCUUCGUAUUUGGGAUGCUCUUCCACAUGUGAAAAGUCAUUUGAGCAUGAGAGGAUGGCAUUCUAUGUGGGUGCAGAAAUGGAGUGGGUCUGGUUUGGUAUGCAUUAUUUCAAAACUGUGAAUGUGUGUUAGUAACACUAGCAAUCGCAAGGUGACUACAUUGCAUCUAAUGCAUUACAAAAAAGCAGAUAGAUUUUCUGGGGAAGCACAUGAUACUGAAUGGCUUCAUAAAGGACAAUCUUAAACUAUGAGUUUAUUAAAACCUUAUAUACUUUUUUUGUUUUACUCAUUUAACACUUGACUGAAACAGAGCAAGUUACUCCUAAAAACAGUGAUCCAGUUUCUGAAGGCUGCAGCCUGUAUUCAUUGAUAAUGUUUGAAGGUUAAAGUCUGUGGAUUUCCCCUAUGGUGGAGAGAUUGUGAUGGCAGAUAUGACAGUUCAGUAACUGGAGCUUGAAAAGAGGUGUCCCAAUGUCUAAUGUGGAGAUAAUGAAUUUCUCUUUCCAAAGAUCCUCAUCAAUGAUUUAUGCUUUUGAGAGGAUCAGAAAACUCACAGUAGCAGCUGGGCAUGGUUGUGUAUAUCUGUAAUCCCAGCAGAGGCUGGGCAUGGUCGUGUAUAUCUGUAAUCCCAGCACUGGGAAGUGAUGACAGGAGGACAGUCAGGAGGUCAGAGUUAUCCUCAAGCUACAUAAAGCUAGACAGUGAGUUUGGAGCUAGCCUGAGCUACACGAUCCCCUGUCACAUUAAAGAAAGAAAAUUUAUACUAGAAAAAGUACCUAACUUGGCUCAAAGUGAGCUUUCUUGGAAAGGGGGAAAUAAUAGGGUUAGUGCUUAGGAAGCCAGCUCUGUAACUAUUCCUUAUCAAACUACUGUUCCCGACCAGGUGCGUACAGCAGGGAAGGGCAAGGACUGUCCCUUCCUCUAUACUUCUUUUUAGUGACCCCGUCAUGUCUGGUGUGCCUUAAAUCUUAACUUUAAAUGAUAACUCUGUGGAUUGUUUACAGAUAAAGUUUUAUGCUGGGACCAGAUUAGCCAUGCAUGGUUGGUCCUCUACAAUAAUAAUUUCAAAUUCUCUUUGAUUUUAAAUCUUCCUUUAGUCACAAGAUAGAUUCUUUCAGAAAAGCUAGUACUUUGGUACCUGACUUAGUGUAAUCAAUUGGGUAUAAUGCUGCUUCAAAAAAUGGCUUUUCCUUCUCAUUCCAAAAUCCAUCCAAUUAGGGAGAGAAAUCCCCUAUUAGCAUAUGAUUGUUCAGACUUGAAUGGAAAGGGGGGAAGAAGGAUAGAAACUCUUCAUGAAGCGGUGUUGCAGAUCCUCUCUGACUCUCCUUCACUACCUAUUUUUGAAGAUAGUGAACUUCGUCCUGCAGUCCCAAAUCUAUAGAGCUUAACUGCUUUGUGUCUCAUUAUUUUUACUUAGCGUUGAGGGUUGAUAUCUAUAGCUUAUGCUGAAUUUAACAUUUUUCCCUUGGAGAAAUUGCCUCUGUACCUUUCUAGUUUAAUUGUAGUGUAUUUAAGGACUACUUCAGAGGCCAUCGGUUCCUCUCGUGUGCUAGUAACCUCCAUGGUUGUGUGUCCUGUCCUUGCCUCUUCUCUCUCACUCUGGCUCCUUCAUUUUAGGGAGGCCUUAGAAGUAGAACGAGCCCCCUCUCCCUCCCUGCGCUUUCAGCUUCCAGCAGCUGCAGGGCCGGGACCCUGCUUUCCAGCUCUGGUCUGUGUGCAACACACUCUAGAGUGCUCUGAUGUCAUGCUAAAGCAGAGUUUCCUACGUGUUUAUGGUGCUGCUUUAAGAUGUUUUCCCUUUAAAACUGUCAGUUCUUGGAGAAUGAAACUAUUAAACCGUUCAUUGUGGAGGAUUUUCCUCACUAGGUAGAAAUGGGCAAUGGAUCAAAAUCUGAUCCUAAGUGAUUACAUUUUUGACGUCAUAGUGUGUGAGAAUACGCUGUGUGUCUUGUCAGAUGUUUUGUCAGUCAUGUCCAGCACAUACCUUGGACUCCUUUACAAGUGACCAUCCCUCCCUCAGUAGGUGCCCUCAGUGUUCUUUAGCCAUUUAAAGCUGAUUUGACAAGUGGCUACAAACUUAGUCUGAAACUUUUACUCACUGUAUAGUUAGGAAUAGAAAUAACAACUAUCCUUAAUGCUCAGUUCACUGCUCUUAAGAUCACAUUUCUAUGCCAGGAGGCAGCAGCAUGCACCCCUGGACUCUGGACAGGCACCUCACACGAUCACAGUGAUGCAACUGUCACAGUAGUCCUGCCAGGGAGAGGCUGGGCUGUGGGGAGCACUCCCCUCCAGGCCUUCAAGACUACACAGCCUAACCCACGUCCCAUUCUGGCUGGAGAGCACCCAGCCCUUUCCUUGCUCAGUGACACCUUUUUCUGGGCAAGAAGUUAUGAAGUCACUUUAUUAUCAGUUAAGUGCUUCAAAUAAAAUCACAGAUAUAGCUGCUGAAGGGAGAAGAUUGACCACUACUGAUUUAAUUCUCCAAUAUAAAAGCAAUUCAGAAUAAUGUGUGCACGCGUCCACAGUUGCUGUUUUUUCUGGGAAGCUCUUGCACUAGGGAUUUAUAGGCAUCUGGGUUGCACUUUGAAUGACACACUUGUGGCUUUAGAGUAGCUGUUGUUCUUUUGUUUUGUUUUGUUUUAAAAUUGUUCUUUGUUUCUUUUCUUUAAAGGUUUAAUUAGCUAGAUUUGAGAGUAUCAUUUGUAUUUAACAGCUGAAACUUUGGUACAUUGACGUCUAAGGAAUGAGCUUGCAUUGUGUAGCCAGGGCCUACAAAGGCUCUUGUCAGGAAUACAAGCACCGCCUGGGGCUGGUGCUCAGAGGAGUUUUAGUGCAACCAGUGAUAGCUCCAUUGGGCGAUGCCUGGCUCAGUAGAGAAGGGGAUGCUGUACACUCUUCUAGGUAUGAAGGUAUGCGACUUUGGAUCUUAAAAAUUAUGUACACAUACACACUUUAUAUAUAUGUACGUAUGUAUGUAUGAAAACAUGGAAUUAGUUUGUCAAAAAUGUGUGUGUUUAGUAUUUUAGCUUAGUGCAACUAUUUCCACAUUAUUUAUUAAAUUGAUCUAAGACACUUUGUUCUUGGCUCCUUGAAUGUUUACGUUCAAGGAUGCAAUGUGUGUUCCUUUAGAUUGUUAAAGCUUAAUUACUAUGAUUUGUAGUAAAUUAACUUUUGAAAUAUAUUUGAGCCCUUCUGUAGUAUAAUAGGGCUCUUACAGGGUGGGAAAGAUUUUAAUUUUCCAAUAGCUAAUUGAACAAAAUGGCUUCGUUGUAUAUUUUGAUUUAUAGGAGUCUAUAGGUGUCUGGGUCCCAAGGCCAUCUACUGAGGAGGACUGUUUUAGGCGGGUGGGAUGGUGUGUAGAUUAUGCCUAAGUGACUUGGAAAACCAGAGUACCUUGUUCAAAUCCAGACUCCUGUAACUCAUUCCUCUAGAAUGUGGAGCACAAAUCCAUCCAGCUUCACAUUGCAAUUAGAGAGGCAGAUUUCUUUUCCAGUACUAUUGUACACCUAGUGAUGCUAUGAGUAAAAUCAGUAGAAAAACUGCUGAAUGAAGGUCUGGGGAGAUGCACUGAGGAAGUCAGCUGUCACAUUUGUAGAUGUACCUUUCCCAUGCCUUCCAGUGGAGGCGUUGAGCUGCGAGGAACAUGCUUAAGGUCAGAGGAGGCCAGGAGUGCGGGCGCAUGCCGAGGCAAAGGUCAGCCUUUGCUAGCUAGCGAGCCCGGGAUACUGAGACCCACUCUCCACAUUGGUGAGCCAGUGUGGUAGUGCAUGCUUUCAUUCUAGUGCUUGGAUUGUCAGUUUGAGACCAGCAUGCACUGCACAGAGAGACCGUGGAGAAAAGCAAAGUGGAGUAAGAGGAGGCUGUUCCGCAGAACUCCUGUUUACAUGAACCCCGUGGGUAAUUAAAAAGAACUACAGUGUCCAGAGCCGGGGGAUAGAAAAGAAGCUACACUUGUCUUGUAAAUGGUAUUUAGAACAAGGUGUUCAGGUGAAGUCUCAACUAGUCAGAGGUUUCAGCGGCUUACAUUGCUAAUAUUUAAGAAGUUGAUUUUCAGGACUGCCUGCAUGUGCCUCUCUCUCUUCUUGCUGCCCUUGUUCAGCUCAGCAGAAACUAUCAUCCUAGCAGAAACCAUCAUCCUAGCAGAAACCAUCAUCCUUAAACAUGGAGAGAGCUCUCAGAUGAGCGUGGACAAGCUCCCACCCAGAAAUCCUAAUAAUAUUUGGUUUUGACUGUGCUGCUUCUGUGUUAGGUUUCUUCUCAGCUUUUAGCCACUGGGGUUUUCUGCCUGUUCUGUACCUCUCUGGAAGAUGUCAGUUUGGAAGCUCUGCCUUUCACCCACUGCCACAGCGUCCAUGUGGCCAAUCUGGCUGCCCAGAGGUGUCCCCAUUGUGCUCACACCUGGCACAGCCCUGGCAUGAGCAUUCGACAGUAUGUGGGUGAGGGUAGGGUGGGGCUAGCCAACAGCCCUGGCUCAAUUGGCAGGGCCUGCAAAGGCCCCACUAAGGGCCAGACAAUAGGUUGGUAAGCACAGUUAGGGAAAUUUCUACCUAGCCUCCGUUUUGAAUGAUUCUGAGAAAUUUUAUAUAUGGAGGAUGGAAAUGCUUAUAUAUUUAUUGAAGAUCUUUUUAUUUGAAAUUAAAAUCAUUUGGUAAAUAAUGGUUUGAUAUUUGGGGAGGGUUUUGGAGGGGAAGUAACACGGUUGAUAAAGUACGGGCCUGAUGACUCUUCUGAAAGGUGCUGUUGCUGAUAGGAGAGAGGCCUUUAUCUUGUACAUGAUCCAAUCUUUGUCUUAUGUUUCUUUUAUCCAAAAUAUCUAGGCAUCUGACACUUUCAACCAAAAUUUCAAUUCUAUACUGUGAUUUUUAUUUGUUGCAAUACAUUAAAUUUCAGAGGUACUUUGGGGCUCAAAAGCUAGGAUUUCUAAGUCAGUAUGUGCAUUUCACAUAAUAAGCUGUUAAUGGUGAGCAAAGUAUUAUAUACUAACUAGAUUUUCCACAUCUGUAUAGUAUAUUAUAUGUAUUUUGUGGUAUUGAGAUUAUAGAAAGUUUAGAGUGUCAAACAUGCGUUUAAUGUGUAUUUUUAAACAAAUUUAUGGCAAUUAAAAUAUUUGGAGACAAGGGUAUCACAUUUCAAUUUGUAAAACUCUUUUUAACUCUACUGUGUCAUUACGAUGCUUUGUAUAAUGCCAAACCAUAGCUGGAGAAACUAAGUUUAAUAAAUAUCAGCUAGCUUUUCUGUAUAACGUUUA
Messenger RNA from Apodemus sylvaticus (European woodmouse), 9737 nucleotides. It is a transcript of the gene Aff4, whose product is annotated as ALF transcription elongation factor 4. The record is from RefSeq and is a predicted model, not a curated record. Gene Ontology annotation, biological process: regulation of gene expression. Gene Ontology annotation, cellular component: nucleus; super elongation complex. Bases 467 to 3949 code for a protein of 1160 amino acids. Lineage: Eukaryota; Metazoa; Chordata; Mammalia; Rodentia; Muridae. The transcript is spliced from 22 exons.